AUGUCGACAGUCAUCUCUUCCUCCCAUGCCCCGUCGGCGACUGCGAAUUCGACGGGUCCGCGAGCGCCGCAUCAAGGAGGGGUGUUGGAUGGGAUCAAUCCGAGUCACUAUGAUUCCAAGAACCCUCUCAUUCUCUUUAUUAUCCAGGCCGGUAUCAUCAUCAUUUUCUGCCGUCUCCUCCAUUAUCCUCUCUCAAAGCUACGCCAACCUCGAGUUAUCGCGGAAGUCUUGGGCGGAAUCAUACUUGGACCAUCCGUCCUGAUGCGGAUACCCGGAUUUCAAGCUGCCAUCUUCCCUCCAGCAGCAAUGCCGAAUCUCAACUUGGUCGCCAAUCUUGGGUUGAUCCUCUUCCUCUUCCUGGUUGGUCUCGAAGUCAACAUGAAGAUGUUCAUGUCCAACUGGAAAGUCGCACUGAGUGUUGGACUAGCUGGAAUGCUAUUACCAUUUGGAUUAGGAGCUGCCAUCGCAUAUGGUCUGUACCACGAGUUCCGAAACGACCCCAACACUGUGCAUAUCAGCUUUGGAGUUUAUAUGCUGUUCAUCGGAACUGCCCUCGCAAUUACAGCGUUCCCUGUACUGUGUCGAAUCCUGACCGAGCUAAAACUCCUCAGCACGCCUGUUGGAGUCACAGUUCUGGCUGCUGGUGUAGGUAAUGAUGUUGUUGGAUGGAUUCUCCUGGCUCUUUGCGUUGCAUUGGUCAAUAACGGUUCUGGCAUCACCGCGCUUUAUGUGCUGCUUUGCUGUAUUGGUUGGAUUCUUUUCCUUUGCUAUGCAAUUCGUCCUGUGUUUAUUUACGUCCUUAGACGCUCUGGGAGUCUUCAAAAUGGCCCAACCCAGUCGUCUGUAGCGUUGACUCUCUUGCUGGUAUUGUUGUCCUCUUGGUUUACCGGUAUCAUUGGCGUCCACGCCAUUUUUGGAGCUUUCCUUGUCGGCCUAAUCUGUCCCCACGAAGGUGGUUUUGCGAUCGGACUCACAGAGAAGCUCGAAGAUAUGGUGUCCGUACUACUUUUACCGCUGUACUUUGCCCUUUCUGGAUUGAGCACGAAUAUUGGCCUAUUGAACGAUGGCAUCACUUGGGCCUACGUUAUUGGGGUUUGCGCUGUCGCAUUCGCGGGUAAAAUCAUUGGUGGUACAUUAGCCGCAAGAGCCUGCAAGCUUGUAUGGCGCGAAAGUUUCACGAUUGGAUGUUUGAUGAGUUGCAAGGGUCUGGUCGAACUCAUCGUAUUGAAUAUCGGAUUACAAGCCAAGAUCCUCUCAACAAGGACCUUUACUAUCUUCGUUGUUAUGGCUCUUAUCACUACUGUCUCUACGACACCAAUGACAAUUGCGCUAUAUCCUCCUUGGUAUCAGAAGAAGCUUGAUGCUUGGAAAAGAGGCGAGAUUGACUGGGAUGGAAAUACACUUAACAAUGCCAGCAGCGACUCUAAUACAGAAGGACCAUUCGAAAAGCUUCAAAGCACUCAAGUUCGAAAACUAAUGGUCUACCUACGACUAGAUAGCUUACCCAGUCUUUUCACAUUUAUAUCAUUGCUAGGGGGUGAUAAAGCGUCUGCGGCUGCCAAGAUUCACAGGAACAAACUCGCUCUCGCUCCAGUACCGGAAGGCUCGGAAUCCUCAUCUGCGACGGUCAUUGGAAAACGGCCGCUGGAGGUUCAUGGACUUCGAAUUAUCGAACUGACAGAACGUACUUCCUCUGUUAUGCAGGUUGCCGAGCAAGAUGAGUUUUCGAAUCGUGACCCAGUUGUCAACGCCUUUAGAACCUUUGCGCAACUCAGUAAUGUCGCGGUUACUGGUGAUGUCCAGAUUGUCCUAGAAGAAUCUUUUGCAGAAACUUUGGCAUCACAAGCAACCGAUCAUGCAUCGGAUAUGGUGUUGAUCCCAUGGAGCGAGACGAAUAGCUCCACAGAGUUGGAUGGCCGAAAGGAUAAUAUUUCCAGCGGUUUACAAGAUGUCUUCAUACGGAAAACUCUAGAAGACGCCGUUUGCAACACUGCUGUGUUUUACAACCGAGGGUUUGGUGGUCCUUCUAUUUCUGAGCCAAAGUCAUUGGUCCGGACUGGCAGUCGAUUGAGCUUAAGAAGCAAUCGGGAGCCUCUCACUGCUCCUAUCGCUGAUCGAAGUCAUCAUAUUUAUUUCCCUUUCUUUGGUGGCGCCGAUGACCGCGUUGCACUUCGAUUCGUGCUUCAACUCGCCGGCAAUACAAAUAUCACGGCUACUAUUGUUCACUUUAUCUUGCCUCUUCAAUCAACAAAGGAGAGUGUCACAGAGACCGUAGGACCUGCAUCGCUAGGUGGAAGCUCCUCAAGAUUGGACAUCACUGAACGAAUGGAUACGGACACGCUACAUGCCAGCGCAGCUCGAGACACCACUCUUCUUCAUACUCUCCGCGAUUCUUUACCAGCAGUUCAAGCAACUCGUGUGGUCUUUGUAGAAAAGUCAACCACAACGCCAAUUGCCGAUUGCCUUGAGCACGCGAAGCAAGAAAUUGGUCAAUCGCCCAACAAUGCCGGAGACUUGAUCGUCGUCGGUCGUGGAAGACAUGUUCGUUUAUCUGAUAUUGAAACACAUGGUAACGCUGGUUCCGAAAUGCGCAAAACUCUAGGUAUUCUUGCCGAGUCUAUCAUUUCCAGUGGCGUAAAGGGUAGUGUGUUGGUGAUCAAAGCAGGCGGACGAGGACUAGAUGACUGCCAAUCGACUCAAGCUCCCCUCCCAAACUCAGCAACCACGUUGUCAAGUACGGAAGAAGCCACAGACGGUUCGUCCGUCGGGCUGGAUAUUGACGAGCAAGAGCAACUCCAAGAGUCGAAGCUGGACACCGAUUUAAUAGCCCGCGCACAAUCUCCUCCUCCUCGAUAUCCCAAUUCGGAGCCGUCAACCUCAGCGCCAUCCUCACCUCGUCCUCCACCGUUCUCCUCUCUCUACACAUCAACCGCCGAAGUCGUCGAAGCAUACAAAAGUGCGGUCACUGAAGCCGGCGCAUCUGCUUCGGUCCCAGCAUACGCGCCCGUCGCUACCGAAUCACAUCAAGCCUCAACAUCCUCUCAAGACGUCGUCAGCGAAACCAAAGCUGCUCUUCCGCAGGAUACCAAAGGAGAAUCUUCCAAGAAAGACGACGAUUCAGAACCGCCGCCCGCUUAUUCAGAGGGUUCUAGCCCACUCGACUCUUUUACAUAUCUGAUGGCUGCCGCAGGAGGUGCUGCGAGUAUUCUUACUCAGGUGCAGCAAAGUGGCCCAGCGCCGAUUAAUACUUUGGGAGAUGUUGGCGCAGAUGAGAAUAUUACCAUGGACCUUCGGGGCCAGCGGUUUACUCUUUCACGCGAUGAACUCCUGACACUUCCCGAAUUCGUUCUUCUCUCCUUGUUCCCCAAUGGACUCCUACCAGAUGGUCAUCAAAACACAUACCAUGAAGGAGAUGCUUUCCAAGUUGAUUAUGAUCCUGCUUCCCUUCGAUACAUGCUUGAAUUCUUUCGCAACGUUGCCCAAACAAUCCCCUCUGGUUCAAACUCUCCUUCUGCGGGACCUGAAGCAGAUGCAAUCCCAAUUGAACCAAUGGCUGGUUCCGCACGAGAAAUGUUACAAGACCGUGCUGGUAUAAUUGUGCUAAGAGAGGACUUGGAUUUCUAUGUCAUACCACCAAAAGCAGAUAUCGAACAACCGGAAAUGAUCGAGGUGAAGAGAGCUGCUGGAAAGGCGUUGUUGAAACAAGAUGGUAUUUUCUCUGGUCUCCGAAGGAGCGAGGAGACUGGCACGACGGAGCAGCAUUUGAUUGAAAUGCUGACAGCUGGCGGCUUCAACCACGACGACCAAUGGGGUCACCGCGCCAACGAGCCCAACAAAGCAGUCAUCUGCAGUCUCGCGCUCGCCCGUCUCCGCACCGAUAUCCGCGGCGCGGAAAUGGCCAGUAAUGCCGUAGGCAUGGCGCAAAAGCUUCUGCUCUUCUGGCGGAAACCCGCGAGGAGAUGUUGGUGGGAGGGCGUUGAGUUGGAGGGGGUCGAGGGUGUGGAGGGGAAAUUGAAGGUUUGGAUUCGGAGGGUGUGGACGUUGGAGAUGAGUGUUAUUGGGUUGCGUUAA
Molecule: messenger RNA, 4071 nt
Organism: Glarea lozoyensis ATCC 20868
Lineage: Eukaryota; Fungi; Ascomycota; Leotiomycetes; Helotiales; Helotiaceae
Product: POZ
Exons: 9
Coding region: 1-4071 (1356 amino acids)
Biological process (GO): proton transmembrane transport
Cellular component (GO): membrane
Molecular function (GO): antiporter activity
Source: RefSeq, a predicted model, not a curated record